AUGCUGGAUGAGCGGGACACUGCUGAUGCUGACCAGCAAGAGCUGCAGAAAUUCCUCGCCUUGCAACAGGAUGAGGCAGCCAUCACAGCUAAAUGUAAGCGCAACUGCUCCCCUUUGCCUGUGGCUGGUCCCUCUAGCAAAAAGAUUUGGUCAGAUGCUCCCAAAAAGUGUUCUCAUCGUAAGUCCCCUGUGGCAGAGGCGACUCCGGAAUCUCCCCUUUGCAUCCAAUUGGUGGUUCCCCUGGGUCAAUUGGUUGUAGCCUCCACUUCCAUUCCUGUUCCCCCUCGCACCUCCCCUUCCCUAAUGGAGGUACCUCACAGGGACCUGCCAAUGCAGGGUCCCAGCGAUCUGGUUUGGUUGGCAGCUGUUGCGGAAGCGCAUUCUGGUUUGGUUCAACAAGCCGUUUCUUCCUCUUCCGCCCGAACACCUAUAAAGGGUGCCGGACAAGACCUCCUUUCUUCCAAUAUGCCUCCCACUCCUCAUCCCACCUUGUGUCUUGCUGCUCGGUUCCUUGCUCUAAAUGAGGCCCUACUGAAGGCUCCUGGUCGAAGUCUCUUGGAGUGUUUCUGGAAAGUGCAGGAAGACCUUCGAGAUGCCACCAGGAAGUGGAAAGUUGCUGUGGAGAAGCUAUCCACCUCUACUCGCAAGAACUCACAGUUGACGGCCACCCUGCUGCACCAACAAGGUCUUGUUCACGGAUCUAAUGCUUUGGCAACACGUCAACAUCAUCUUGUGGAGGAGUUGCAAGAGGAGGUCCAUCGUGCCCACGGUUGUGCAGCAUUUGCUGACCAAAUAAUUAAGGAAUACCCUGAUGAGGGUUAUUACGGGGUCAUUCUGCCCCCUAUUUUACAACUCAAAGGGGAUCUUAACAAGGCUUGUGAGGACCUCUGCUAUGUCGCCACCUUCGCUCAUCACCUUUACCAUUCCAAUCCUGCCACAGUCCUUCAUCACCACCGUUACAUUGGGGUGAUUAUUGAAGCUGUGGUCGCCUUCCUUCGUUGUGGUCCCAAUUCUGAGAAUCUCAAUGUUGUCGUUCACAGCUUCCAGUUGGCAUUGGAUUAUAUGCGGGCGGCUCAAGGUGUCCAUGGUGAUUUGUAUAUGCGGUCCAUAAGCAGUAUCCAGUGGUUUUUUAGCAACACUGUUGAUGAAGAUGAGGGUCUUUAUCGCAUGGUCUUGGAGCACUCUCGAUUUGACAAUGACGCUCCUUUCUUGACGGCUGCUCAACAUGGCGGUUUUGCUCCUCCUCCUGAUGAUUCUUUGGAACCCCUUCUUCACCGGCAAAUGUUAGCGCUGUCUACAGCUCUCCUUCAUAGUGGCGGCGCUGGGAGGUGGGACGAUAUCGUUCCCGCCCUUCCCAGUAUUGACCAGCUGACUGCUGAUUGGGAGCAGUUAAUGUUACAAUAUAUCCACCACAUCACCAAUACCCCAUUGUCUGGCCCAGAUACCCAAGCUCCCAUGUUGUCGGUGGAGCCAGUUACCAAAUCGUUGGGUGAGGUAAGUGUCGAGCAGUCCCUUGAAGCGCUAGUUGCCCUGGUGUCCUCCCCCUCUGUUGGUUCCAACCCACAGGUCCCUCUGUUCCUGCCUGAGCAGGAGUCGCCAACAUCCCCUUCCCCUCCUCCCCCUUCUCCCAAUCUGCCCCCCCUUUUUGAUCUGUCACCAAUCUAG
Molecule: messenger RNA, 1665 nt
Organism: Lentinula edodes (shiitake mushroom)
Lineage: Eukaryota; Fungi; Basidiomycota; Agaricomycetes; Agaricales; Omphalotaceae
Exons: 4
Coding region: 1-1665 (554 amino acids)
Source: RefSeq, a predicted model, not a curated record